Molecule: messenger RNA, 1530 nt
Organism: Sugiyamaella lignohabitans
Lineage: Eukaryota; Fungi; Ascomycota; Dipodascomycetes; Dipodascales; Trichomonascaceae
Gene: BNA2
Product: dioxygenase BNA2
Exons: 1
Coding region: 1-1530 (509 amino acids)
Biological process (GO): 'de novo' NAD+ biosynthetic process from L-tryptophan
Cellular component (GO): cytoplasm
Molecular function (GO): metal ion binding; indoleamine 2,3-dioxygenase activity; heme binding
Source: RefSeq, a predicted model, not a curated record
AUGCUUCCUGAAAUUCCCCGUUUAGAAGACUACGAUAUCUCGCCUUUGACAGGGUUCCUACCGGAAACGGUUCCUUUGGCAAGACUUCCGUCGUAUUUUGAUGCAUGGGAGAACCUUGUAGAGAACCUUCCGGCUCUUAUUCUCACAAAACGAUUGCGAACUCUGGUUGACAAGAUCCCAGUUUUGUCUACUGAUAAUUUAACGACAGAACCCGAAUGGCGCCGAGCUUGUGUGAUUCUGGGAUUCUUAUCACAUGGAUACGUAUGGGCUUCAAGUGACGAGCCUUCAGAACACUUGCCGAAGCAGUUGGCUGAGCCAUGGUUGAAGGUCAGUGACCAUUUUGAACUGCCUCCUAUUAACACAUAUGCUGGUGUCUGUCUCUGGAACUUCAAGACUGUUCUGCCAGCAGAACCGCAAGAGUGGGGUCUAGACAAUCUCGCUACUUUAAACACAUUCACAGGAUGCAUUGACGAGUCGUGGUUCUACCUUGUCAGCACCGCUAUUGAGCGACAGGGAGCACCUUGUUUGGUUGCUGGUCUUGAAGCUAUUCGUGCUUGUAGAGAUUAUGACUCUGACAAAGUGGUCCGAAACUUGCAGUUUCUCGCUGAAUCCAUUGAUGCUAUCAAUACCAGUUUGGGUAGAAUGUAUGAGAUGUGUGAUCCUCAUACAUUCUAUUACCGUAUCCGACCAUUUUUGGCUGGUUGGAAGAAUAUGAAGGACGCUGGUCUGCCACAUGGAGUACGAUAUGGCGAUGAGACCGAGUAUAGAGCAUACUCUGGAGGCAGUAAUGCCCAGAGCUCACUUAUUCAAGCAUUAGACAUUCUAUUAAAUGUAGAGCAUCAUCCGACCGGAGAACAUCAGCAUCGACCACCACCAACUGUACUGCUCUCGAAAGUGACUGAAGCUGGUAUUUCGACACCUAAAAAGAAUAACUUCAUUGAAGAAAUGAGACGAUACAUGCCAGGACCACAUCGAAGAUUCCUCGAGUCACUGACCCAAGUAGCAGAGAUUCGUGAUUAUGUCGUUGCUAAUAGUGAAAAGACGCCAGCAUUGACUCUGUCUUAUGAUGCUUGUCUAGCAAUGCUGCGUACUUUCCGUGACAAGCAUAUUCAGAUUGUGUCUCGAUAUAUCAUUCUCCAGGCACAAGCCAAAAAUAAUGCUGGUCCACGUCCUAUUGCUGAUACACGUCGUCACGGACUCGCUGCUGCAUCUAAAGCCAGCAGAGGAACUGGAGGUACUGCUUUAUUGCCCUUCCUCAAACAAGCUCGAGACGAGACUGGUGACAGUGCUGCUGGAACCUGGGGCAAGCGUUUACUGACUGAAAACCGCAAUCUCCUCAGCAAACUCACUGCCAAGCGCAAUAUCACCUUCAGCUCUGAAAGCGAGCCUGAAGAAAACUCGACCUCGACCAGCUCGGCCUCGAAAUCUAGCAAACGCCUUAAGACUGCCCCGGACACCAGCGAGCUCCGUGGCCUCGCAACGUCAUGGCAGGUCGGUGCUGACGACAAUAGCGGCGUCACCCACUGGUAA